GUCCACCCGCAAGGAAACAUUUAAUUUUAAUUUUAAGUCACUCACUCACUUAGAAUAUUUAUCUGCGACCAACAUCGAAGUUAAGUCAUACUUAUUUUUAAUUGAAACUAAUUUAACGCGAACGCAGUGUGUCGUAAUCGAACAAUUUCUGAUAACAAUGCGAAUUUGAUUAACGCACGGUGGAAAUCGGCGGAAAUAGUUCGGAGAAAACGAAUUGAAGGGAUUAAUGUGAUAAUCUCCGGAAUCGCAACGAAAAAGCAAGAACACAGAUUUAAACAAAAUAUUGCACGAGUUUAUAAUUUACACACAAAAAAAUAUCGAACCCCAGUUUGGCUGUGUUUAAGUUUCCUAAGUUACCCCGAAAUUCAACGAAAUAAUCCCAUCCGAGUUACUUUAAUUUUAUCCAUAUUUAGUAUCAAAGCCAAAGUGUUCGGAAAUCACCCGAUCAAAAAUCGAAACAGAAAGUGCGAGUGGAAAACCGUGGGCGGAAUUUUGAAUUUUCCCCCUGAAAGAAGAAGUCAGUGGAGCGAUAAAAUACCAUACAUAUUCGAGCAAAUCACAAUCACAACAGUAGUGAGCAAAGUUGAAUAGGGGCGACAAAAAUAGAGUGCUGCAAAAGUGUUGAAGUGUGUAAGCCGAUCCGCUAAUUCGCUCCCAACUGCCGCUCGACCGGACGGCAGUCUACUAAUCAUCGAGGGAACAAGAGCGUGGCAUCAUCACCCUGCUGUGUACGGCUGGUGUUGAAACGUGCCGUUCAAUUUACGAACUGAUAGCGGAUCCUAUGUGGUCCACCGUAUAUAGUACCGAUCGGCUUGGAUGACACAAAAUAAGAUAAAAAAGCUGAAUGCACUUUUAAGCGGCGCCAGAACUGAACAUCACGGUAGCGUCAUCAACGAAUCACGUUGCUCGCUUCAAUAGAACUCUACUAUUCUUACCAACUUGACGGAGUGAUUGUGAUAUUUCCAUGAAUUGAACAGAAAAAGUGCAAAAGUGCAGUAGCAAACAGAAAAUCGGUUAUCUAAUUAACAAAUAAACUCAGAAGAAAAAUUAAAAUUAAAUGUUAAAACUUGAACUUGAAGCAAGCAGCAACACAGAGAGGAAUGGCAGACAGCAAAAAUCAGCGUAAUAAUCAUCACCAGCAGCAUCAGAACGCAAACAACGGAAUCUCCUGCAGUGCAUCUGGUUUAUCGAAAUCGAAAGUGGAACGGAGCAGAAGCACCAGUCGUUCUCGAAUUCUCAAGCAGAGCGACAUCAGUGACAGUGAAAACCUAACCUUGUACAUGAGUGGCCAAAAGGCAAGUCAAUAUCAGAGUAAAAUGUCUGAUGAGGGGCACACGCAGAAGGACUCAUUGGAGUCCAAUGAAGUGGUAUCGAUCCGAAGUAGUGCUAGUGUGAUCAAAUGUGAUAGUGAUAAGGAAAUCAAUUCACUCAAAAGGAAGAAAGUGCCCUCAGUGAGCCUGUCAGAAAGUGUCCCGGAACAGGAACAAACGUACGCUUCGGUUGUGAAGCAAAUAGACAAAGAAAAUGUCCGACCAGCUUCCAUGGUGGGGAUCAAUCCGGGAAUUUCAAGCAAUAAGCGAAUGAAGAUGGAUCCACUGAACAGUGAUAGCAAAAUAGUUGCCAGUAAACCACCCAUUCCUCCGAAACCAGAUGCCACCAAGUCAACGCAACACAAUGAGAAAUGUACAGGAAAGUCCAAGAAGCAGGUUGUCAGUGAAGCGCACAAUGCGUUGACGGUACAGAAGCUGCUUGCUCAGAACGAACAGAUGAGGCUGGAAAUUAACGAUCUGCGGUCGAACUUGGCCACGGAACGAAACGCCGUUCGCGUUUUAAGGGCCCAAAAUGAGUCGGACCUACGGCGAACCAAGACGGAGUGUAAAAAGCUUCAGGAAGCUCUGUCCCAUAAGAAGCGGAACGGUGCCGUACAGACAUCGUCGAUCAGCUCCGCAUCAGCACCGAAGCGACCGCACCGAACUGGUGGCGGGGGCGAAAGUGCCAGUUCGGAUGAUAACGUUGGCCAAGUGACCAUCAACCAGCUUAAUCUUGACAUUCUCAAGCUCAACCAGGAGCUUUCCGCCAUGCGUGAAACGAAUAAGUUCUUGGAGGAGAAAAUUCAAAUUUCCUCGGAGGCUGAACGGCGGAAAGCUUCUGACAUUCGAGUGCAAAGGGACCUGCACGAACUGCGAUUGACUCAACUCACCAAGUCGGCCAAAAGCGAAAUCCAACGACUGCUGGAGGAGCUGAAAUCCAAAGACCGAAGCAUUGGUCUUCUCAAGAAGGAGAUUUCAGCUCUGCAAGGAGGAGGAGGAGGAGCAAAGAAGGAGAGAAAGGCUGCUAUAAAUUCCGCUCAGCAAUCGCUAGAGCAUUAUGCUUUCAGCUAA
Messenger RNA from Ochlerotatus camptorhynchus, 2381 nucleotides. RefSeq lists its product as uncharacterized. Gene Ontology annotation, cellular component: type III intermediate filament. The record is from RefSeq and is a predicted model, not a curated record. NCBI's taxonomy places the organism in Eukaryota, Metazoa, Arthropoda, Insecta, Diptera, Culicidae. The transcript has 6 exons. Bases 1101 to 2381 code for a protein of 426 amino acids.